CAUUUCUCACUUGUUCAAUGUUGUUGUUGUUAUUCAUUGUUAUUUAGAUAGUAAAUAGUUUAAACGUGGAAGAAUAACAGCUUUUAUUAGAAUAUUGAUAGAUGUGAUACAAAUUAUUAUUUACUAAUUAUUACUUUAUAAAGUAAUCUGAGAUAGACUGGUUUUAUCACACCCAAAUCAUAGUGCACAUUAAAUUACAAAUAAGUACAUAUUAUACUAAAUUAUCUUUAGAUAUGAAGCUAUUAAUUAUGAGAUAAGCUUAUAUUUUAAUUGGGAAUAACAACGUAUUUCACAUUGAUAAAAUACAUAAAUAUGGCUGAGUUUGUAACAAGAAAAAUAUGUGAAACUAUAUCAACUCAAUAUCGUAGAAUAAUUGAACCUUUGGAUAAACACAUAACAUUGAAUUUACGAGACGGUGGUAUUGAAACAAGACCAGCGAAGAGUAACGGAUUGUGGUGUCAGUUUAUAUUACCGUCAGUGUUGAUCUUGUAUUGUAUACUGGAAGAUGUGCCGAUUGUAUAUAAAAUAAGCACAUGUUUAUCAUUGGGGUUGGUUGCGUACUGCUGUCUAUUUGUUCUGUUUCUAUCUCUAUCGAGUCUUGUUGUAAGGGAACCUGUGUAUGGAGGCUGUGUUGCAGCGAGUUUUAUUUCUACACUAUUUAUGUAUGGUGCAUUGAAACAAGAUUUACUCCUAUCAUUAUCAGCAUCAGCAACAACAGUGUUAUCAUUUGUGUGGCUGCUUCGGCACUCGCUCAUAAACCUCCCUAAAACGUUCACAAUAGGAGAGGCUGUGAUUGUCGUUCAGAGUGUGGUACUGUUUGUAGUAAUAUCUAUACUACAUAUAAUAUUGGGCCUUUCUAGAGAAGAUGAGGAAAUGUAUUUUAUUCAUGUUUCUGUUUUGGUGGUGUUACUAGGAGUAGUUUUAAUGAUAACAGGAUUAUAUUUACUAAGAAAAGAACUAAGAACUAUUAAGUCAUUACUAAUUAUAAUUGCAUUAGGUGCUAUGUUUGUGCUAGUCUUACUACAUAUAUUGAUUGGAUCUGAUUUUAUGAAGCAAGCAAUAAAAUUAGUUUUUUUCACUGGAAAGAGGAAAGAAAUCAUCACAUUCUGGUUAAUUCUCGUCCUCAUAUCAAUAUGCGCGUUAAUGAUACGUACGAAAUUAGCUGUAAAAGCUACUACUGUGACUAGAAAAACAUUUCAUAUACUGGCGUCACUUGUUUUCCUGUCUGGCAUACUGUUUGAUGUGAGGCUGAUGCUCUUUGCUGCGGGAAUCGUUCUUGCGUUGAUUAUAUUUGUAGAGGCUUUAAGAAAAAGUGAGAUUGAACCAAUUUCUUCAGCACUUCAAUCUGCUUUCCUGGUAUACAGUGAUGAAAAGGACUGCGGCAGCCUAGCCAUGACACCUCUAUAUCUAUACAUAGGGCUCGCCUGUCCACUUAUACUAGUGCCCUCCCACAGCCCUCACAAUACUUUAGAGUUACUCAGUGGAGUACUAUCUAUUGGUGUUGGGGAUACGGCAGCUAGCUGGUUUGGUUCGAGGUUCGGGUUUAAUAAGUGGCCUGAUAGCAGUAGAACAAUGGAAGGCACAGCUUUUAAUAUUUUAUCACAAAUAGGAACGGUUUAUACAUUAAUUUUAUUUGAUUUAUUACACACAAGAAAUGCCUUACUUCGCACAGUUAUAGUUGCAAGUAUAGGUGGAUUCGUGGAAGCGAAGACUGAACAAGUCGAUAACCUAGUCCUGCCUCUUGUUACUAUGGCCGCUUAUCAAAUUACGCGAUUUGUUUUAUAACAUUAAUAAGUAGGAAUAUUUAUAGGAAAUCUACCUAGGUCAUAAUGGAGAUUGGUGUAGACCAUUUGAGAUUUUUUUUUAUAAUUGAAGCUUUAAUGUGAAAUGUGAAUUAUAAUGAGUUAAUACGUAUAUGAUUAUAGAGGUGAAAAUAUCAUAAUUGCAUUUGAUUGAAAAGCAUUUACAGCUAUGUACCAAGUACCAACCAAGUACCAACAAAUCAUGGAUGUCAAAUUUGAAAUUGUAUGUUUAAUUAAUGUAUGUUUGACGUUAAUAAGAUAGGUAAUUCACAAAAUAAAGAUUAAAAAUGAUUAUAAUAUCCAUGACAAAGUAAUGUAGAUUGUAGAUAAUUUAAAAAGUUAAAAUAUAAUUAUUAACGAUGCACCUAUUAAAUACAAAUGUAUCAUAUUGUAAUAGCUAGGUGGCAUAAAAGUUUACGAAUUGCUAGUUAUGUAUUUAGAAUAAUCAAAUUAGUCAAAUACAUUCCUAUGUACCAAAGUGCUCAUACCUGUUUUUAAAAUAAAGAUAAUAUAUUUAUUCA
Molecule: messenger RNA, 2323 nt
Organism: Colias croceus (clouded yellow)
Lineage: Eukaryota; Metazoa; Arthropoda; Insecta; Lepidoptera; Pieridae
Gene: Dolk
Product: dolichol kinase
Exons: 9
Coding region: 313-1785 (490 amino acids)
Biological process (GO): dolichyl monophosphate biosynthetic process
Cellular component (GO): endoplasmic reticulum membrane
Molecular function (GO): dolichol kinase activity
Source: RefSeq, a predicted model, not a curated record